Messenger RNA from Plasmodium yoelii, 840 nucleotides. Its product is annotated as conserved Plasmodium protein, unknown function. The transcript is spliced from 2 exons. NCBI's taxonomy places the organism in Eukaryota, Apicomplexa, Aconoidasida, Haemosporida, Plasmodiidae. The record is from RefSeq and is a predicted model, not a curated record. The coding region runs from base 1 to 840 and encodes 279 amino acids.
AUGUCAUAUAAAAAAUUGAUUUUCCUUAUCGUAUUUAUUUUGGCAUUAAGCAUCAAAAAUGUAGAUAGUGUAAUAAUUAUUAGUCCUGUAUUAAAUUUUUUUGAUAAAAUUUUUGGAGUUAAACGAAUAUUUAAUGGAAUUCGAAACGUAUUUAAAUCAAAAAAAACAGAAUCAUCAAAUAAUUCAGAAAAAAUAAAAAAUUCUAAUAAUCUUUCUGAUAAAAAUAACAAUAAUAAUAAUGGCAAAAGUGAUGUGACGGAAAAAACUCAAAUAAUAGGACCAGACCAUGAAUUGUAUCAAAAAAUAUUAAAUCGUUAUAUCACAACUCAAGAAGAAAUAGAUAAUAAAAUAAUAAAAGAAAAAGAAGAAAAAGAAAAAGAAGAAGAAUUAAAUAAAUUAUGGUAUAAUAAAAUAAAAAACUUUUUUUUUAAAAAAAAGGAAACAAAAAUGCCAUUAACAUUAAUUGAAUACAUAUCCGACAAAAAUAAAAAAAUCUUAGAAUUAGAAUUAAAAGCAGAUAAUUUACUAUCAAAAUGUAGAAAAUAUAAAACAUUCUUUUUUGGAACAACAAUUUUAUUGAUUUUGUUAAGUUCAUUUCCAUUCUUACUUUAUAGUUAUGUAGAUUAUAUAAAUGAUGGUGAUUUGACUACAAGAUUUAAUAAAAUGUGGAAUCGUAAUACAUCUAUUUUAGAAGAAAAAGAAAAAUAUCAUAAUAGCUUUGAAUAUAAAGUUCAUAAACGUAUUAAAAAUUAUCGAAGUUCUACCUAUUUUAAAAUGCUCGAUCUUAACGUUUCAUUAUCAGAAAUUGAUGGCAUUAUCUACCUUCAACUAUCUUUCUGA